CAGCGCUUUGUUAUGCAGCUUCGGAGCAUUGUGCUGAUCAUAACAUCACUAUACAGCGCUAUUCCUGCACCUUUUUAGAUGUUUGCCGACGGAAAUGGACGUUUAGCAGGCCUUAAACCUUAAAACCUUAGUGUUUGUGAAUGUGUGAUUCAAUUUAACAACCGAUUUAUUUAUGUUUCAUUUGACCAGAUCUGCUCUUCCUGCCACACAAGAAUAACUCCUCUUCUCCUACAACAAUUCAUUAAUAAAUGCUGGAAUAUUCACAUCAGCCUGAAAGUGAAGAAUAUAGAGUUUAAGAAAGAGCAGAGAACAUGAAUGAACCCUGCAGAAUAAAACAAGAAGAAGAAGAAGAACCAAGAGACCUGAAGGGAGAAAACAAGGAAAGCGAAGAAAUUGCUGAAGCGGAGGAGAAACACGAUGUCAAAUCCGUAAUAAAGUCCUUGAGCCACUCGCCGAAAAGAAAAGCCAAAAAAUCUUUUACCUGUUCUCAGUGUGGAAAGCGUUUCUCAUACAAACAAAGUCUGAAAAUUCACAUGAGAGUUCAUAGUAAAGAGAGGCCUUUCACAUGUGAUCAAUGUGGGACGAGUUUCGCACUAAAAGGAUCCCUUAAACAUCACAUGAAAAUCCACACUGGAGAGAAGCCAUACACGUGUGAUCAAUGCGGGCAGAGUUUCACACAUGUCAGCACUCUUAAAUUACAUGUGCAUUCUCAUUCUGGAGAGAGGCCAUAUAAAUGCGACCAGUGCGGUAAAAGAUUUAUUAGGAUAGGAUCCCUGAGGACUCACUUGAAAGUUCAUACGAAGGAGAAGCCUUAUGUUUGUUCUCUGUGUGGAAAGAGUUUUAGUCAGACAGGUGCUUUAAAUACGCACCAGAUAAGGCACAGCGGUGUGAAGAAUCACAUGUGCUUUGAAUGUGGAAAGUCCUUCAUUAGAGAUGCUGAACUGAAACAGCACCAGAAAACUCACACUGGAGAAAAACCUUACAAGUGUUCACACUGUGACAAGAGUUUUAGUCAAACAGGACAUCGCAAAAUACAUGAGAGGAUCCACACUGGAGAGAAGCCGUAUACAUGUGAUCAGUGCGGGAAGAGUUUUACACAUCCAAACACUCUUAGAUUACAUCUCCUUUCUCAUUCUGGAGAAAGACGGUAUAACUGCGAUCAAUGCGAUAAAACAUUUGUUAAGGCAGUGUGCCUGAAGUCCCACCAGAAAGUUCAUUUAAAGGAGAAACCUUACAAGUGUUCACUGUGUGAAAGGGGUUUUACUCAAGUGAGUGCUUUAAAAUCACACCAGAAAAGACACAGCGGUGUGAAAGAUUAUAUGUGCUUUGAAUGUGGGAAGACUUUUAUUACGAACGCUGAAUUGAAACUGCACCAGAGAACUCACACUGGAGAAAAACCUUACCAGUGUUCACACUGUGACAGGAGAUUCAGUUGGUUAGCAUCUCUGAAAAUACAUGAGAGGAGCCACACCGAGAGAAGCCGUACCCCUGCUCUUCGUGUGGGAAGAGCUUUAGUAAAUUAGCUUCUCUACGCAGUCAUACAAAAGGAAAAUGUCCAAUGGAAGAAAGGCUUCCUUCUAUAUAAAUCUUUCCUAAUCAGUUGCAAUGAGUGUCUGGACAAUUCAGAUCAACAAAAAGAGGCUAUAGCAUAUUUAACUAAGUCAUGUGUCUGAUAUAUAAAUAAUACAAAUGUAAAAAUUAGACCUUGUUCUUCAUCCUUGUGCGUAAGUGCUUAGAUCAUCUUGUUCUUUUGCCACUUGGGUCUAUUUUCCAAAUGCAGGUGCAAGAUAUACUGUUUUUCUACCAUAUAAUGCAAUAUGAUGGCAGGAAAAUGGACACAGUUCUGAUGUCUUGCUGUAACUACACAUCCGUCUUCAAACAGUUUUAAAGGAAUUUAUGAUUUAAAUAAAAACUAUUUAAACUUCAUGUAGGGUGAAUUCGGGUAAUCUGGGACACCUAAACUCCAGUGUGUUUAUUUCCUGCUCUAAUAAAAUUUAGUCAACAGGACUUUUACUUUUAAUUUUAGCAUGGAUGUCAUGUGACAAAAAUCACAUGACUUCAUGGGGGUGAUUCCACAGAAAGGGGCGGGGCACUUGUCAAUCAAGAAGCUCCCCUUGGAAUUGCAUGACAAGGUCAAUGACAUAGGAUUCUGACGAGAUUAAUGUUAGAUUCAUAAAUCUGUCAUAAAUAAGACAAUGUUCCUAAUUGUUGUCAAAUUAUGUUUGUGAUCUGUUCAAGCAACAAAAUAUGUAUUAAAGUGUUGAAAAUGUG
Molecule: messenger RNA, 2271 nt
Organism: Onychostoma macrolepis
Lineage: Eukaryota; Metazoa; Chordata; Actinopteri; Cypriniformes; Cyprinidae
Product: zinc finger protein 501-like
Exons: 2
Coding region: 312-1523 (403 amino acids)
Source: RefSeq, a predicted model, not a curated record